This is a messenger RNA of Didymodactylos carnosus, 2374 nucleotides long. The record is from the annotation of a GenBank genome assembly. Lineage: Eukaryota; Metazoa; Rotifera; Eurotatoria; Philodinida; Philodinidae.
AUGAUGGAAAAACAAAAGAAAUCGGUCGAGUUAGAACAGCAAACUACACAUCCGAGCGAAAAACAACCAAGUGUUAAAAAACUCGUUCGUACUGAACGAUGGUAUUUUGGUGGAUUGUCAGCUGCCUGUUGUACACAUCCGCUGGACACACUCAAAGUUCAGUUGCAAACUCAGCAACGAGCAGAAUACGGACUUGUGGGCAUGGCUUUCCACGUUAUUAGGACAGAGGGAUUUUUGUCACUUUAUAAUGGACUAAGUGCAUCUUGUCUUCGCCAAGCUACAUAUACGACAACGCGUUUUGCAAUCUAUGGGGCAGUUAAAACAUUAAAUCCAAAUCCAAAUCUUCCAUUCUACCAAAAAGUAUCGUUGGCUUUUACUGCUGGAGCUAUUGGAUCAUUAGUCGGUGCUCCAGCUGAUUUAAUCAAUGUUCGUAUGCAAAACGAUUGUAAAUUACCAGAAGGCCAACGUCGAAAUUAUAAACAUGCUAUUGAUGGUAUAUUUCGUGUUUGGCGCGAAGAAGGACCAAAAAAACUAUUCAAUGGAGCCAGCAUGGCUAUAGUGCGUGGAGCAUUUGUGACAGUUGGUCAAAUUGCAUUUUAUGAACAAGUAAAACAGCUGAUGUUGGCCAGUGGUUAUUUUAAAGAUAAUCCAGUAACACAUUUUGGUGCUAGUUUUACCGCUGGUGUGGCAGCUACACUACUAACCAUGCCAUUAGAUGUGAUGAAAACAAGAUUAAUGAAUGCCAGACCGGGACAAUAUGCUUCAUUGAUGGAUUGUUUUACCGAUAUUUUUAAACUUGGCAUUGGAGGGUUUUUCAAAGGUUUUACGCCAGCAUUUAUUCGUCUUGGUAAGUUUAAUGCUUGAAUCAGAAAUAUUAAUUACUUAUUUCAAAUAACAUGAUACACGAAGAUUUAAAAACAUCCAUUAUUACACAUAAGAAAAAACAUUUUGUAAUAACUAUAGCAAAUAGCCUAACAAUCUAUAUUGCAAACAACUUCAUUUAGGUCUUUUUUUUAUUUAUUUAUUUCAGGACCACAUACAAUAUUGAUGUUUAUAUUUCUCGAACAACUAAAACAAAAUUUUGGGUAUAUGAAGGAAGAAAGAAAAUGACAUUAUCAGUGAAUAAUUAUUGCUCAUGGGAAUAAUACUCUUGGAUACUUUUCUCGUAUACUAGUGAUAUUUAUUGUUUCUUUUCUCGUAUACUAGUGUUAUUUAUUGUUUAGAAGCAAACCAAAGUGUUUGCGACAUUUUUCUUUUGCACAUACUUCAGCAUAGAAAAUAAUGAAGUCUUAAUUAUUUUUAAGCAGAUGCACAGCGCAAUUUUCUAUGACAAUUUUACUUUGAGGUUUUCGAUGUAUCACACUAUAAGGGAAGAUUCGCGUGAUAUUUCCAUUUCACCAAAGAAAUGGGAAGCCUGGAAAUUAAAAGUUUAUCAUCAAUUGAGAUUCAUAAUUGAAGACUACAUUAUAAACACACUGACUUAAUCGGUGCGAAAAAAGUCAACAAAAACAAAUCAAGAACUGGGACAAUUUAUCAGUUUGGUAGAAAAAAUGGCCGUUCUCACGUAAGUCUUCCCUUAUCCACUGGAAACCUCAAAAUACAAUUGUUAUACAAAAUUAAACUAUGCAUCUUCUUAAAAAUAAUCAAGACUUCAUUAUUUUCUAUGCUGAAGUAUGUGCAAAGAAAACCGUUGCAAACAUUAUGGAAUACCUAAUACGCUUUGAAAUAGUACUUUAAUUAUCGGCUGCUUUUUUUUUAUUAUUGUUGUUAUUGUCUUUUCAGUCAGGGCUUGAAAUCUUUAGUUAUUGUUAAUUUUUUGUUAUUAAAUGUUAGUUUUUUUAAUUAUUUAAUUUUUUUAAAUGCAACAUGUUGCAGUUUUUUGUGAUAAAGUAGUAUUAUAUUUUUUUGCUAAAUAUUUUUUCUCGAAAAUGAAUAAAAGAAUAAAUUUUGCAUGAUUUUAAUGUUGAAUACAAUUAUAUCUGCAGUUCUAUUUAUGUAAUGAGUACAAGACACGUUUAUUAACGCUAGGGGUCAGAACACAGAAUUCUCCUAUGUUUUUUCUUAUAACAUUCGAUUUUUUUGUCUUUCUUAGAUAUCUAAAUGUAAUAUUAGAUAAAUAUUUCACUCAUUAGACUUAACUUAUGUGGUGAUCAGACGGUACGUUAUCACGAAGGACAAUACUAUAGAGAUUUCGAAGACCAGUGUAAGGUGCCGCUAAUUCAAAAAUCAAGCAAAACUUUUUUCCCAAUAUUUAUACAUGUUUACAUACAGCUCGUCGAGCUGAGUAAGAAUAUGUGCGUUUUGGUCUUUCAGAUUGACUCUGUGAAGAAAAAAUUUGAAAAAAAUCAAAAUUUUUAAUUUUUAAAAGAACGCU